GUUCUUUAUGGCAAAAACUGUUAUUGACAUGCUCCUCAAGGACCACAGCUUGACCCAUUGCUAUUGAUGUUGUGGUGUCCCACAAGGAUUCCAUCUUGGCCUGCUAUACUUUGUGCUGUACGUGCUGUCUCAAUCCAAUUUGGACUCAAGCAUUUUUGUGUUGUUGCGGCACCACAGGUAAUCGACUCGUUAGGCGUGAUGAUCUACAAGGCCCUGGACUAUGGCCUGAAGGAGAAUGAGGAGCGUGAGCUGAGCCCACCGCUGGAGCGCCUCAUCGACCUGAUGACCAAUGUGCAGGGGGCGGAGAGCGAUGACGCCUGCCCCGAUGAGGGCUACGAGGCUACAGAGGAGGAGGAAGAAGAAGAGGAGCAGCAGCAGCUGUCUGUCUCGACUUCGGGCGGCAGCGUCAGCCAAAUACGAAGCUACCGCGACAUGAUCUCGGUGUGUUCCUCCCACCUCCCGAGCCCUUCAGACGCCCCGGACCACUACCAAGCCGUGUGCCGCGCCCUCUAUGCCGAGUCCAGGGAACUGCACACUUUCCUGGAGAAGAUCAAGAGCGCCAAGGAGAAUCUGCGCAAAAUGGAAGGCGAAACCCUUCAACAACCUGUUCGAGACUUGGAUGAGCUACAAAAUGCAGAUUGGGCACGGUUUUGGGUCCAGGUGAUGCGAGACCUGCGCCACGGCGUGAAGCUAAAGAAGGUGCAAGAGCGUCAAUACAACCCGCUGCCCAUCGAGUACCAGCUGACGCCCUAUGAGAUGCUCAUGGACGACAUCCGCUCGAAGCGCUACAAGCUUCGCAAAGUCAUGGUGAACGGCGACAUUCCCCCGAGGCUGAAGAAGAGCGCCCACGAGGUCAUCCUUGAGUUCAUCAGAUCGCGGCCUCCUCUAAAUCCGGUGUCGGCCCGCAAGCUGAAACCGACGCCGCCACGACCGCAGAGCCUCCACGAGCGCCUGCUGGAGGACAUCAAGACGGAGAGGAAGCUCAGGCCCGUCUCUCCGGACAUGACCCGAAGGACCCGUCUGGGUGCCGGGAAAAGCAUCAGCACUCCUCACGAUCUGUGCUACACCUCAGACACCCCAGAUGCUCCCCGGAAGCUGGCCACCAGCACGCAGUCGCUCGUGCGGGGCUCGGCAAACCAGCUGAGCCAAAGGAAAAGGAUCCUGCGGGCGCCCACGCUGGCCGAACUGGAGAGCUCCGAAUCGGACGAGGAGACGACGAGGAGCAGCUCCAGCGCCACCGCGUCAUUGAUGGACAUCUCGCCAGAUUCUGCCAAAGACAAGAAAUCUCCUCCGGCGUUCCUGCCAGUGUCCGCCACGCCGCUGCCGGACAAGCGUCAGCCGGCGGCUCCUGUGCGCCGCCACUCCAUCGAAAAGGAAGCGCCUGCCAACUCCGCCCCUUUCGUCGCCCCCUCCAGACAGAGCUCCAAGUCUCUGCUGAUGGACAACGCCGGCAAGGUCCAAGAUGCCAGUAGCUCUACUCAGGGCACGGAGGAGUUCUGCUUCCCAGUGGAGUGUCUGACACUGACGGUGGAGGAGGUGAUGCACAUCCGCCAGGUGCUGGUCAAAGCUGAGCUGGAGAAGUUCCAGCAGUACAAGGACAUCUACAACGCGCUCAAGAAAGGAAAGCUUUGCUUCUCGUGUCGCGUGAAGAGGUUUUCCUUCUUCACUUGGUCGUACACGUGCCAGUUCUGCAAGAGGCCAGUGUGCUCACAGUGCUCCACAAAGAUACGUCUUCCUUCCAAGCCCUACUCCACGUUGCCCAUCUACACUUUGGGCCCCGGCGCGACGGCUAAAGAUGACGCGCCCAUAUCGUCGGCCUCGUCCGAAACGCCGGAGCAGUCGUUCGGUUUGGCGCAGAACCGCCGCAGCCUGCGCCGGAGUGUCUACAAGUUCUCCAAGUCGGACAAGGACGCCGAGAAUGAUGCCACCCCUCCGGCACGAGGUGACCUGGACCUCCCCAAGGAGCUAACGGAGGACUGGGCCGCCAUGGAGGUGUGCGUGGACUGCAAGAAGUUCAUCACGGAGAUCAUCUCGUCCAGCAAGCGCAGCCUGUGCGCGGCCAGCAAGCGGGCGCGCCUCCACCGCCAGAGUCGUUCCUUCUACCGCAGCUCGUCGGCCUCCGUCGACUUCCGGCCCUCGCCUCGCAUCCCCAUCCACGAGGUUUAGACGGAGGGGAAACGCAACAACGCGUCGCCGGGCUCUCCCCGCUCGCCAAAGUCAGUUCCCUCGCUCAAGAAAGCGUCGGAGAAUGUAAAAUCCGAAUGAAUGAAGGAAUGUUGGACAAAAAAAGGUUGUACAUAGCGUCCAAUCCCAACGCCGCAAGUUUUCCACGUAGCACUCAGGAACAACAAGCGAUUGUCGCCACCCUCAGGUUGUCUCCCUCCACCUCAGACUUCUCUCUCUUACCAAAUCAGCCCCCUUUUUUUUCCCCAUACCGCAUUUCUUUUUCAUUCAUCCAGUGACGCAAAAUCUGAAUUUGUUGACCAUGUCUCGUCAUGGAAAUCGUUAAAAAGAGAAUUCCAGAUUUUUCCUAGAUUUGAGCUUUUAAUCACCCCACACUCCCAUUUGAAGAAUUUGUUUUCAGCCACUGUAUCUCCACAACACACACACAUUCAAAUUAUACCAAAUGAUGAUUUUUGGACUACUUUGCUCAUUACUGGAAAUGACGAAGAAGGCAGUUCCAGAAUGGAGUUGUUCUCACUGAAGUUUCCAAUCACACCAAAUAAUUUGCUGUACUUCUCUGAUGGUGGAAAUGCUUUCUACCUUUUUGAAUUUUUUUUUUUUUUUAUUUUAAUCAGCCUAUAAUUCCAAAUAUUUUAAAAAAUAGCCAGACUACACCAAGUGAUUUUGAAGAGUGGAGAUUUUCCUGAUUACGCCAACAAUAUUUUAAGUACUUCUCAUUUGCAGGGUUUCCCCAAUUUGUUUUUGUAUUUCUGAAACUUUUUUUGUUGUUUUGUUUUUAACGCUGCUUUUUGAAAAGUGUACCUGGGGCCAAACUGCUGUUUGUUUUCUGAAUGUUUUCUAGUUGUACAUAGUGUACUUGCAUCGAGUGCUACGGUACUGUACUCCUCGGUGGGCGCUCUGGCUUCUUUAUCUGUUUUCAUGACUGCUCUGAUUGUUGUACAUGCUGUAUAGAUCAAAACGCUACAGAUAGAAUUCAACUUUUAUGAGGAUCAAAUGUUUGUCAAAUCAAAGUCUUUUAUGUGUUUAAAAAAAUGUGUCUUAUAUUUAAGUAUUUAUGUUGGACUUUUGUCUUGUUUUUUUUUCUUUUUUUUUUCUAGCCCAGGCAGGGUUUCUCCAUUCUUGCAAAGCAAACCUGAUUGUUGAAGACGAUUUAAUGACCUUUUGUGACUCAACUUAAACAACAAAACAAGCUGGUCCUGUUCUACAAUGACGUUCAUGUUCCCAUCAAACCUGAUCUAAUUUUUAGGCUCUGGUGUGCAUGCUUGUCUUUUUUUUUUUUUUAAUGGAAGAAAUUACAAUAAAAACUGAUUUCUUA
Messenger RNA from Hippocampus comes (tiger tail seahorse), 3499 nucleotides. RefSeq names its product protein spire homolog 1-like. NCBI's taxonomy places the organism in Eukaryota, Metazoa, Chordata, Actinopteri, Syngnathiformes, Syngnathidae. The transcript is spliced from 17 exons. Gene Ontology annotation, biological process: Golgi vesicle transport; actin filament polymerization; actin filament network formation. Gene Ontology annotation, cellular component: cytoplasmic vesicle membrane; cell cortex. The record is from RefSeq and is a predicted model, not a curated record. Gene Ontology annotation, molecular function: microtubule binding; actin binding. The coding region runs from base 67 to 2166 and encodes 699 amino acids.